CCCAUGCACAUCCCGCGCGCGUUCGGGCUCCACCAAUCAGAGCGCAGCGAGGCCCAGAUAAAAGCAGCGGACCGCGCUCCCGUCUCCUCAGUGUCCUGAUUCCGAUCAGAAACAUGCCUGAACCCGCCAAGGCUGCGCCCAAGAAGGGCUCCAAGAAAGCCGUGACCAAGACCGCCGGGAAAGGCGGCAAAAAGAAGAGAAAGACCAGGAAGGAGAGCUACGCCAUCUACGUGUACAAGGUGCUCAAGCAGGUCCACCCCGACACCGGCAUCUCCUCCAAGGCCAUGAGCAUCAUGAACUCUUUCGUCAACGACAUCUUUGAGCGCAUCGGCGGAGAGGCCUCCCGCCUGGCGCACUACAACAAGCGCUCCACCAUCACCUCCAGGGAGAUCCAGACCGCCGUGCGUCUCCUGCUGCCCGGAGAGCUGGCCAAGCACGCCGUGUCCGAGGGCACCAAGGCCGUCACCAAGUACACCAGCUCCAAGUAAACUGCUCCACCACAAUAUACACACACA
Messenger RNA from Boleophthalmus pectinirostris (great blue-spotted mudskipper), 515 nucleotides. RefSeq names its product histone H2B 1/2-like. Lineage: Eukaryota; Metazoa; Chordata; Actinopteri; Gobiiformes; Gobiidae. Gene Ontology annotation, molecular function: protein heterodimerization activity; structural constituent of chromatin; DNA binding. Gene Ontology annotation, cellular component: nucleosome. Bases 114 to 488 code for a protein of 124 amino acids. The record is from RefSeq and is a predicted model, not a curated record. The transcript has a single exon.